This is a messenger RNA of Anopheles bellator, 864 nucleotides long. Its product is annotated as vitellin-degrading protease-like. Gene Ontology annotation, molecular function: serine-type endopeptidase activity. Gene Ontology annotation, biological process: proteolysis. The record is from RefSeq and is a predicted model, not a curated record. Bases 1 to 864 code for a protein of 287 amino acids. Lineage: Eukaryota; Metazoa; Arthropoda; Insecta; Diptera; Culicidae. The transcript has a single exon.
AUGAUCCAACCGGUCCACAGUCGAAUCCUGCGGAAUCUCUACCGUGUGGCGUUGCUGGCGGUGUUCGUUCACUCCGCGUUAGCUGCCAGCGAGGACACGAACCAGGACCGCAACCUGAUUGUCGGCGGUUUCCGGGCCCUCAUCGAUGACUUCCCGUACCAGGCCGGGGUGUACUACGCAGGGACGCUCAAGUGCGGCGGCACCCUGAUCGGUCCCCAGUGGAUCCUGACGGCGGGCCACUGUGUGCCGCCGGACAAGACACCGCUCUUUACGAAGGUUAUCGUCGGAACGGCGCAACCGGAACGGGCACAACCCCUCGACGUGAUCCAGGUCCAUCGGCCACCGGCGGAAGGCAAGGCCAAGGGAAUCGACGUGGCGCUCCUGAAGCUCCCGAAGCCGCUGUUCUUCACCGCCAACGUGCAGUGCAUCGACAUGAUGACGUCAUCGGGACGCACGGUGCUGGAGGCGGGUAAACCGGGCACCAUCUCCGGGUACGGGUAUCACCGGGAGGCCGAGUUAUUCGACAACGAUCGUGCGCUGAGAGCGGCCACCGUUACGCUGAUGUCGGACGAAGAGUGUCGGCGGGACUAUGCGAACGCGUCGGACCUGACGUUCUGUGCCGGGUUUCCCGGUGGCCAGGUGGAUAGCUGCCAGGGUGACUCCGGGGGACCGAUCGUGGUGGAGCACGUGCUGGCCGGGGUCACGUCGUGGGGUUUGGGUUGUGCCCGGCCCAACAAACCCGGCAUCUACAUCAAGGUGACGGCGUUCCGGGACUGGUUGGAUGAGGUGGUGGAGUCCCAACCGACGGCCCGGGAGCGUCAGCUCUGUCCGCAAACGACCGACGACAUGGACUACCGAAGAUAA